AUGCUAGAGUACCUUGAUGAAAUCCAUCACGUUGCCAGCGGUCGAUUUGGCGAUGUCUUCAGCGCCGUUUACCGAAGUGGCGAUCGUGUUGUAGAUGUGGCCGUGAAGGUGUUGAAAGAUGAGGAAAGCUGGCAUGCCGAACAGACGAUCUACAUUGAUGUAUUACGUCGAGCAGGCCAUCCCAAUAUCGUGCGCUAUGUGGACGUAGAACGGCGAGAUAACGAGUUUUGGUUGAUCACGGAAUUUAUGAAGGAAGGGAAUCUGCAUGAUUAUCUCAAGGUAGCUUUAUUGAUCCUUUGUUAUCAACGUCGAAACCUUCUUGCGAAGUCAAUCUGCAGAUAG
This is a messenger RNA of Cooperia oncophora, 342 nucleotides long. NCBI's taxonomy places the organism in Eukaryota, Metazoa, Nematoda, Chromadorea, Rhabditida, Trichostrongylidae. The record is from the annotation of a GenBank genome assembly.